Molecule: messenger RNA, 1275 nt
Organism: Fusarium mangiferae
Lineage: Eukaryota; Fungi; Ascomycota; Sordariomycetes; Hypocreales; Nectriaceae
Exons: 2
Coding region: 1-1275 (424 amino acids)
Biological process (GO): regulation of transcription by RNA polymerase II
Molecular function (GO): DNA-binding transcription activator activity, RNA polymerase II-specific; zinc ion binding
Source: RefSeq, a predicted model, not a curated record
AUGGGGUCGUCAUCAACAAGACCUCGGGCACGGAGGCCACACCUCAAGUCCAGGAAUGGCUGCUUCACAUGCAGGAAACGCCGGGUCAAGCAUUUGUUCCCUUGUCAGUGUACCGAGGAACACCCGACAUGUCGGUCAUGCCUGAACCGCAGAACCGUUUGUAAAUACCCGGACGGAAUUGUCGAAUCUACUUCAAACUCAGUGUCUAUACCACCGCUACCCUCCCUCGUACAUUCACCACUGGGCGUGUCAGCGUCACCCUCGGGAUCGACAGGAACCCCGGUUCCGGCACUUCAGAGUCUUGGCCCUGCGACUAGUCAAGCAUCAUUAGAGUUGAAUCAAUUACAUCUGCUUCACCACUGGACAGUCACAACAAGUGUCGACCUUUGCAGAUGCUCCAAGACAUUGUAUAUCUGGCAGGAAGCCCUUCCCCAGAUUGGCUUCCAAUAUCCAUUCGUCAUGCAUGCUUUGUUAGGUCUUGCCGCUUUACACAUUGCUUACACGUCCCCAACCCAGCGAACCCGGAGUUGGCUAGUUGGCAUGUAUCAUCAUAACGAGGCCUCGGCCGGUUUUCGGAGAGAACUCUGCGUUAUCACAGAAGAGAACAGUGAGGCAUUGUUUACCUGGUCCAUAUGCAAUGUUCUGUACAUCUUCGCUACCUCAAAUCCACUUUAUCAGGGUAUAGAUGGUAGCCCCACCUCGUCUACAUCAGCCCAAAAGGAGAAGGUCUUGGGUACAGAAUGGAUUCCUAUGAUCCGCGGUCUGAGGGCCGUGCUUGAGCCUACACAUAAUUACUUCCGACUCGGGAGAAUGAAGGCUAUAAUGAGUACGGGGAACUGGUAUGAACUUGAUCCAGAUCAAGAAACCCAGAACCCAGAAGAUGCCCACUUCUGCCGCGCCCGCGAGUCUUGGAGCCACUCCGAAGGUGCCGAGGUCUAUGAAGAGGCGCUUCAAGUUCUCCGGAAAUGUCGACUUUACUCGUCGCAGUUCCGCGCAAUGGACUCUGAGACAAGAGACAACUGGGGAUACAACAAAGAGUGGUCUGCGCCUCUGAUGUUCAUUCAUUUCGCACCAGACUCUUACUUCGCACUCUUGCAACAGCGGCAACCGCCAGCUUUGAUCCUAUUCUCACUAUUUGGAGCACUCCUGCAUAAGAUAAGGGAUUACUGGUUCUUGGAGGGCUGGGGCAAAGCGAUAGUGGAGGUAAUAGCAGAUAUCUUGGGGAGUUACUGGAGAGAAUGGUUGCUUUGGCCGUUACAGGUUAUUCAAGAAUAA